AUGUCCCACUCCCUCUCUCUUCUCCUCCUCCUCUCCGCCGUCGCUACCGCUUCCGCCACCACCAUUGGUGUCACCUACGUACCCACCCCAACUCUACCACCACCUGAACAAGUCGCCACCGCCCUCCGAUCCUUAAAAAUUACAGCCGUCCGCCUCCCUGUCGCUGAACCUUCCGUCAUCCGAGCCUUCUUCUACACUAAUAUCUCCCUCUUCCUUUCCAUUCCAAACUCCCAACUCCAUUCCAUCUCCGCCAAUCGCUCCGCCGCCUCCCUCUGGCUCUACACUCACGUUGUCCCUUUCUAUCCACGUGCACUCAUCACAGCAAUCUCCGUCGGGAGUAACGUCCUCGCUGAUGGAGACCCUACCUCCGGGGACGUCCUCCUCCGCGCCGUGCGUAACGUCCAUCAAUCCCUCAUGGAUCUCGGAAUACGAAAAAUCACCGUCUCCACGACUUUCUCGUUUGUGAACAUCAUGAUGACAUCGUUUCCGCCUUCCUCCGCGGAGUUUGAAGAACCGACUAAUAAUGCCGUCCUUAAACCCUUACUUCAGUUUCUAACCGAAACGAAUUCCUCCUUCUUCGUGAAUUUAUAUCCUUAUGUUGUUUACAAAUUACGCCCCGAGAUCCCAAUCGGUUUUGCUCUCUUUCAACAACAGGCUUACAACUUCAGAGACGACGCAAUCACCGGUGUCAGGUACCGGAACUUGUUCGAUCUUAUGGUGGAUGGUGUUAUCGCCGCAUUGACUAUCUCAGGACACGAGAACAUUCCAAUAGUUGUGACGGAGACAGGAUGGCCGAGCUCCGACUUAUCAAACGAAGCAGAGAAUCAUCAAAUAUAUGCUGAAAUGUACCUACGGGGUUUGGUUUAUCAUCUCCGAUCUGGUAGAGGUACACCGCUGAGGAAAGAUGGGGUGGCGGAGGCUUACAUUUACGAGGUGUUUGAUACAAACACUAGCUUAGAGAACCAAGCAGCUAUGAGAGUGGGGACAGGACAGAAUUGGGGGUUUUUGCACCCCAACUUGUCACUAAAAUUCGAAAUCAAUUUCUCCGGCGGUUUCCCUACCACCACAGCAGCGCUGGCAAAGGUAGUUCUUGGAUUUCUACUACUGGUAACUGGUUUAUUGGUGUUCUAGUGGUUUUUGCAAAUCUUUUUGAUAACACGAUUAGUUGAGCGUAGACAUGGUGAUUAGGGACACACCAUUGAUAAUCUGUGGUGAGGGUUAGUA
Molecule: messenger RNA, 1224 nt
Organism: Cynara cardunculus var. scolymus (artichoke)
Lineage: Eukaryota; Viridiplantae; Streptophyta; Magnoliopsida; Asterales; Asteraceae
Product: glucan endo-1,3-beta-glucosidase 2-like
Exons: 1
Coding region: 1-1131 (376 amino acids)
Biological process (GO): carbohydrate metabolic process
Cellular component (GO): plasma membrane
Molecular function (GO): hydrolase activity, hydrolyzing O-glycosyl compounds
Source: RefSeq, a predicted model, not a curated record